This is a messenger RNA of Amyelois transitella, 3871 nucleotides long. It is a transcript of the gene yki, whose product is annotated as transcriptional coactivator yorkie. The record is from RefSeq and is a predicted model, not a curated record. NCBI's taxonomy places the organism in Eukaryota, Metazoa, Arthropoda, Insecta, Lepidoptera, Pyralidae. The transcript has 6 exons. Gene Ontology annotation, cellular component: cytoplasm; nucleus. Gene Ontology annotation, molecular function: transcription coactivator activity; protein binding. Bases 155 to 1480 code for a protein of 441 amino acids. Gene Ontology annotation, biological process: hippo signaling; positive regulation of transcription by RNA polymerase II.
GGCGGGGCAUGCUGUCGUGCCGUCAGUCACAGUCGCGCAACGAGCGCUAUAUCGCAAGGACGUCGGGUGGCGCCGGGCCAACCCGUCGUGUGCUAGUGUUGUGUCACAGCGGUGGGCCAGGUCGGUUUCGAGAUUUAUUCGUUCCGACAUCAUAAUGGCUCUCAACACGGAUGGUGAGCAGAAAUCGAAUCUGGUUCUUCGCGUGGACCAGGAUUCGGACUCGGUUCUACAGUCAUUGUUCGACACAGUGCUCAAGCCGGACUCUAAACGGCCGCUGCAGGUGCCUCUCCGUAUGCGACAGCUUCCAAAGUCGUUCUUUAACCCGCCGUCAACCGGUUCCAAGUCGCCAUCUGUGUCUCACUCGCGAGAAAACUCAGCGGACUCGGCAUUUGGAUCGUCGUCCGCAACUGGCGCCGCACCAGUGUCGCACUCACGAGCACAUUCAUCACCAGCCAGUUUACAACAAACUUAUGCUGCGGGUCAGCAAAAUCAGCAGGCCGCCCCGUUGCAUCAUCAACAUUCUAAACAAAGAUCGUAUGAUGUUGUUUCACAUAUUCCAGACGAUCUUGGACCUUUACCACCUGGUUGGGAACAAGCUCGAACACCAGAAGGACAGAUUUAUUAUCUCAAUCACAUAACAAAGACUACAACAUGGGACGAUCCCCGUAAAACUCUAGCGGCGCAGAAUGUUGCGUCGGCCGUACAACAGCAUCAGAGCUCAGAGGCCCUCAUCAACCAGAGCCCCGCGCAGCCCGCCAUCACUCCUGUCGCGACACCUGCAGCGAAGAGUACAAGUAGUAACACGACUACAGAGUCCAUACCGUUACCGGAAGGCUGGGAGCAGGCGACGACUUUGGAGGGAGAAACGUAUUUCAUCAAUCAUGCUACUCGCACGACGUCAUGGUUCGACCCAAGAAUACCACAGCACUUGCAGCGCACGCCAGCGGCGAACGCAGGCGUGGCGGGCGGCGGGUGGGCCAACGCAUCUUUGCAGGCUUCUCAACAAAAGCUGAGGUUGCAAUCGCUUCAGCUGGAAAGGGAGCGCUUAAAACAACGCCAGCAGGAAAUCAGACUGCAGCAAGAGCUUAUGUCUCGGCAAGUGACGUCCUUGUCAAAUAGUAUAGGCACUGUGACCAAUACAGAACUAUCAUUGGAUCCCUUCUUGUCGGGAUUGGCUGACCACCAACGACAAGAAUCAGCUGACAGCGGCCUGGGAAUGGCCGUGUCUCAGUCAUACUCAAUGCCUCACACGCCCGAAGAUUUUUUGGCCAGUAUGGAUGACCGAAUGGAUUGUAGUAGUGAGGCUGGCGCGAAUUUAGACUCUACUGACAUGACGCUUGGUGAUAACCUUGACACUACGGAGGAUUUGGUUCCAUCAUUGCAGUUGAGCGAGUUCACAAACGACAUAUUGUUGGAUGACGUGCAGUCUUUGAUAAACUCGACGCCGAGCAAGGCCGGCAACGUGCUGACCUGGCUGUAGGCGGCCGCUCGCUCGCUCGCUCGCUCUCGGGAGGUGGCGAGCAAGCGCGGCGCGAGUUAUGUGACGAAAUGUGCAUGCUCAAUGCUCACAAACUUUUAAAUUAGGUAUUAUUUUUAUUAGUGUACUUACCGCUUCAAAACGGCAUCAAUCUCUACACAGUGCCGGUGACGAAAUGGUAAAAUGGUGUAUAUUUCACUAUUAAAUUACAAUAACUAGUAUAAAUGUAUGCAUGAAAUAUAGAGGGUUUAAUGAUGGACUCGUGCAUUAAAACAGGAGGCGUAAUGACAUUAAGUUACCGCUUCUCUCUUUUCACUCGUCUAUUAGUCAGAAUUAGUUUUGUUAUCUUUGCAUUUAUUUAAAUAGGAUACAAAAUUAAAUCCUGACUAAAAGACGAAUCACCUUUAGAAUGAUUUAUGUAGUUUGAAUUGAGACCAUUAUUGAAAUAACAUUAUACAAAUUAUCAAAAUUUAAUUUGUACCUAUUAUUAUAAAAAUUAUUUACAAGUGAUUUAAAAUUAAACUGUGUCGUAAAAAGUAAAGUAGAAAUGUUGUUUGUCAGUGAAAACAAGAGGAGAACUGCUUGAGCCAUGACUGUCACGAAUGGCUAGUCAUAUUUAGUUAGAUAGUUCAACAAUUGAUUGGGGCCGAAACUGCAAGCCUUCUUUCGUCACUGAAGGAAGAUGUAUUGCAAAACUAACUAACAGGCUCGGUUUUCUAUAUUCUUCACGGUUAAGAUUAUAAGAAAACCUAGACUGCACUCGUUAGGUACACAAAAACCUAGAUGUGUUCUGAAUUUGACUAUAUUACUAAACUAAGAAUGUGAUAACAACAUCUUAACAGUGCCUUACAAACGUUAUUUAUUGUAUUUUAUAUUAAAAUUUAAAUAAAAGUUAAACUAUUUCUACACUUUUGUACGCUCGGAAUUUUGAUGUAUUAACUUUAAAUCAAUUUAUAUUACUUAUUAUGUAAUUAUAGCAAUGUGUUUUGUCGACUUACACCGUCCUUUCAUACUUAUUCAUAUCGAGAUUAUUGAUAGCUGUUAAGUUUUAUUUUUAAUUGGGACUUAUAAUUGCGUUGGCAACUAUUAUAUAUUUACAUUUAUAGUGCUAUAGUGUUAGACAUGUGAGCGAUAUGUAAGGUUAACGUUGCUGAAUAGUAGCUUACAAUGAAAGUGUACCGGGAACCCGACUAGUUGCCUCAAGAAGAAUGCGAUUUUAGUAGAAAAUGUGAUUAUAGUGCUUCUGAAAUAAGUUCAGUUAAUUUUACAAUCACUUCAUGUGGUGCAUUUGUCAUUUAUGAAGCUAGUAAAUGUGGCAGUACGUGCAAUAUGAACGAAUUGAUAUAUUUGACGUAUAUUUACUCGUAUAUGAUAAGCACCAGUCGAAUAACAUUUGUGGAAUUCAUCGGCAAUGUAUUUUCUUUUAUCAUGGCUUACCGACCGGGGCCGACUGAUACUAUUUACAAGUGUUUCUUUACUUUUUUCUUUUCUAAGUAUUAUGCCAUUGAUUGACUUAUCUUACCUAAAAUUUUCUCAAAAUUGUGUUUUAGCCCACCUAGUCUUUAGAUGUUUUAUUACUUUUAUGCGUGUGAUGAAUUCAAAUAGCUUGAUUGAUUUAUGUUAAUGAAAUUAUGCCUUUAAUUAUGUAUUAAAUGCUACAUUGAAAACUUUGCCAUAUUAGUAAAAUACUAUUAUUCUUGUAAGACUAAAUGUAAUCUUCAGUUUAAUUUAAUAGUUAUAAGCAUCUGUGUAACUAUUGUAAUUAGAGGUAACGGUGCUGGGUUUUUGAUACAUUUAAUUUUGUAUUCCGUAGAUCCGUUUGUUGUACUUUUGUAUUCGUGUAAUAGUUUAAUAUCCCAUAAGUUGCGAUACUUCACAUAUUGUUCGGUUUAUUAUUCUUUAAAGUGUAAUUCGUUCCAUGCUGUAUGAUAGCUUCCUAAUAUUAUAGUUUGCGGCUUCUCGGAGCGGAAUGAAGCAUUGAAAGAUGAAUACGUUUAGUUGCGCGGCUGCGAAGAAUUUAACGCGUGUGUGGUAGGCGGGGUACCUAAACGUAAGUUUUUUAAAUCACCGGUUGCUCUUAUAACACAUUCAGAAACAUUCCAUAUUGCUUACAGUUUGCCAGUCCCGGCCACUGCUGGUAGUCUGGUCGGUGAUGACGACAGAAUAAUACUCAGAACAAUAUUUUAAAUGUAAAAUAUAUCGUUUAUUUCUAAGUAUAGUCUUAUUUACAAACAUAUCUUUCAGUCUGAUAACAGAUGCAAGUUUUCUCUGUAGUGUAUGUAACAUUACGUGUUUCAAUGUAAUAACAAUGAAGUGUCAAAGGUAAUAUUACAAUAAUUUCAUUGUAAAUAAUUCGAUAUUCUUAUACGAAGUAAAUAAAUAUUUGUUUUAAUA